GCUGGGCAGUCUCCCAUCCUUCACGCGAGCACAAACAUGCAUAAGAUGUAUGGUCCCUCCGCGCUUCUUUCUUGACUGCAACUACACCUUACAACUAGCCUGCCACUGCGCAUGCCCUUCUGCCGCCCUUUCACUUGAAACUUCUCCAGUCACACAAACUAUUACCACUUCUCUUCCUUAUAAGGCUGGCAGCCCCACACCCCUCGACUGUCAUGCGCACCAGAACCACCAAGGGCAGCCCUGUUGCUCCUGUCCCACGUCCACGCUCCCAAUAUUCCUCAAACGCCAUGCACUGGCUCUUCCGUUCAAACUUGCCUCAUCGCAGAAGCUCAGCUGCAUACAGCGCAGACCUUGGACGGAGAAACCUUUUUGGCAUGAGCGAAGUAUUUGGUGUUCUUCUGAAUCCUUCCGAGACGCUUCGCUCCUUGAGCGAGUCAAAGCGCCUCCUCGAGGAAGCACGCAACGAAAUCGACGAGACACGUGACUCGCGCGAGCGGUCUCCGUUGCGUACAAAACACGCGUUUACUCGCCUACCAUGCUUUCUUCCGCGAGAAACCGAGAUCCGUGUGAUCGAACGUAUCCUGGAGGGCGAGCCUGCGUUUACUGUCUUGUUUGGUGCGAGUUCUGUUGGGAAGACUGCGCUCUUGCGAGAGAUACUCUCACGGAACAUCUAUCAUGUUCUUCACUUCGAUUUACGCAUACCCGGUUUUGCGGAUAUGACGAGCCUUUAUAUGAGUAUGUCGCGGCAAAUAGAACGGUACUUUGACGAAAUAUCGAAGACGAUGCCUGGAUACGAGGAAUUCCGGAAGGAGGGUAUGGAAUUCAAGCACGAGAGGUUAAACGUCGAACGAAGGCUUAACGAUUCUCCUGCUGGAAGCUCUGGUUCGCAAGUAAGGACGUGCGAUAUCGCGAGACUCAUGGAGCUCUUCCAGAGUUCGCUUCUCAAGUACAGUGAGUUUGAGCCGCCCCCAGAGCAGCCACAGGCAAAUGGAAAGCGUAAGAAGGACUCCGAUGUGUCCUCAGACAGGACAAAACUCAACAGUUCAUCACCUUCUUCACCCUUGCAUAAAUCCCGGUGGUUCUUCAAGCGCAAAGGCACGACGCCAUCCGAUGGCCAGCAGAAUCAGGAACUGCCCUCGCCGAUGAUUAACUCCAACAUCCACGAAAAGGAGCAUCAGAAGGGAACCAAGAGGAUCCCGGUAGUGUUCUUCGACGAAGCACAUAAACUCCCUGCGCUGAUCCAGUCAUCUGACGCGAUGAAAUGUCUCCUGGACUCGAUGCUAGUACUCACGAAGCAGGACAGGUUAUGUCAUGUAAUCCAUGCCACUAGCGACCCUUUCUAUCAAGCAUGGCUACGGCAGCUGAACGUGAUGCAGCACUGCAAGAUUAUCACCAUCGGAGAUUGCACGAAGGCAGAGACGCGCACCUUCUUUGUUGAGAAAAUGCUGCCUCGCGUUCCAGAACACCUACAAGCAGCCUUAUCGUUUGACUCAUUAUAUGAUGCAUUUGGUGGCAAGCUAGCGCACUGGAAUGACUAUGUCAAUGAUUACAUCAAUGCAGGUGGAAACUUUGAAAUAAAACAAAGCUCCCACUUCCUACAGGCACAUGCGGUCCUCAAUCUUCACAUCAUUCACUCCUCACAAGCCACCACAGUGACCAGUGGCGGCCAAGACCCCACAACACCCAGCACACCUGCCGCCCGCCCGCGCUCCUCCGGGCCUGACGCACUGCAUGCCAACCUCGGGCCCGCUGGUUUCAAAACAUACCCUCCUGUUCGAAACUCCCUCCGUGACCCCGGCAGCGUCAGCGAGGACUAUUCUUCCGAUUUCAGCGCGAUGCAGUUGCUCAAGGUGAUGAGCAAGCUGAGUCAGGCGGGCACGACCCAUCUGCCAUAUUUUUUGCUGUGUCGGGAGCUUGGCGUGCGCGCGGUGGAUGGGAUGAUCAAGGGCCGCGUGUUGAAUCUGCAGUGGACAGACCCGGUGACGCACGAGGGCGAACCGCUAGCGCGCCCUGAACCAGUAACGCCUAGCGCCAUUAAUCCGCCGGUGGGCAUCAUACCCAGCCCAAUCAAUAUCGGGAGCGGCAGCACACUUGGUGCGUCCUCAGAAGACGGCGAUAUGAUGGUGGUGAAUCCCAUCAAUAUGUCCACACGGGAGCUCGGGCAGAUCGACGAGGAGGACGAGGAUGAUGAAGUAAUUGGCCCCAAACUGGUGCCCCUGACGCCGAUCAUGCGCUAUGCGAUGCGGGAAGUUGUGCUGGAGUAUGAGGAUGUGCGGACAUUGUCGGAUUAUGCUUCUUUUACUGAUGUUGAGGAGUAUUGAGUGGCUGGCUGGCCUUCGCCCGGUGUCCUCUUCUUUCCAUUACAGGUAUUUAAUAAGUUAUUCAUCGAUCAUCUCCCUCGUUAUACCAUUGCAUUCAUUUUCUGACUGUUGUAGUGUAUGCCGUGUUGUAGGUCUGCUAGCAUUAGUCUUGUACAGGCUCCAAGUUGGCGUUGUCUAAGGGAUCUCGCUGGUUAAUCUGAAGUGGAACCCUCUUGG
Molecule: messenger RNA, 2537 nt
Organism: Suillus clintonianus
Lineage: Eukaryota; Fungi; Basidiomycota; Agaricomycetes; Boletales; Suillaceae
Exons: 9
Coding region: 213-2321 (702 amino acids)
Source: RefSeq, a predicted model, not a curated record